Pochonia chlamydosporia 170 is the source of this 765-nucleotide messenger RNA. RefSeq names its product ThiJ/PfpI family protein. NCBI's taxonomy places the organism in Eukaryota, Fungi, Ascomycota, Sordariomycetes, Hypocreales, Clavicipitaceae. Bases 1 to 765 code for a protein of 254 amino acids. The transcript has 2 exons. The record is from RefSeq and is a predicted model, not a curated record.
AUGUCGUCACACAUCAAGAUAGGCGUGUUUAUCCCCAACGGCGCUCAGUUCCUCGACGUGGCAUGCGUCGACUCCUUUGGCGUCAUGUCCAAAGCGUACCUUGGUGCUAUUCCUUUUCUCCCGGCCCAUGUCACGUCCCUUGCGCCAGAUGUGGCCAUUUACUACAUUAGUACUCCUGAGCAAGGGUCUGAAAUCCCACUGACCUCGGGAGCUACCAUCAAGGCUACGCACUUAUACACAGAUGACGAGGUUGCGCCGGGUCGGUUGGAUAUUGUGGUUGUUCCAGGUCCGGAUCCAGGACUGGAGUUCGCAGAGGGCGGACUCAAGUGGCUACGGGAGCAGUCGGAGGCCAAGGGAGUUGAUGUGCUGAGUAUUUGUACGGGGCUGUUUAUAUGUGCUUCUGCUGGCAUUGCCGACGGCAAAAGGGCAAGUGGACCGAGAGGAUUGCAGAGCAUGUUGAAGGAUAAGUUUCCAAAGGUGAAUCUCGUGGGAGACAAGUACCGGUGGGUGCAGGACGGUAAUUUCUGGUCAAGUGGUGGCGUCACGAAUGGCAAUGAACUGGUUGCUGCGUAUGCCCGGGCAAGCAAGCAUUGGGCUCAGCCGAUUGUUGAAACUGGCCUCAUGCUGACAGAGGUCGGUGACCGAGGUCAAUUUUAUCAAGGUAACCAGACUGGAUUCUAUCUGCGCUUUGCGUGGCAACUUGUCAAGGGAUGGUUUGUGAAUCUGACACGAGGACAGGAGACGGCCAAGGUGAAGGCGCCGUGA